Seminavis robusta is the source of this 2313-nucleotide messenger RNA. Lineage: Eukaryota; Bacillariophyta; Bacillariophyceae; Naviculales; Naviculaceae. The record is from the annotation of a GenBank genome assembly.
AUGUCGGAGGCUGCGAUUGUAUUUUCGGAGUUUAAUGGCGACAACGAUGCAGCAGCAGCCAUAUCACGAGUACGAGAACGGAUACUGGACACAAGCGACCAAUUAGCAACCGGUAUGGGAGGUGUCCGAAAGAAAAAGUACAAACGCAAUUCCAUCCCAGAAACUGAGAAAGAAAAGCGACGACUCCAGUUGGUUCGUCAAGCAGAGUAUCAGCAAGUCGUAGCCGAAGCUAGAGCUGAAGGUAACCCGACACCCAACAUAUGGAGCUUUGAGUGUCUGUUUCCCGAUCCGGUGUGGGACGAGACUUGUAUUAAGCGAGACCUGUUCUCUAUUAAGGAUCAAGACCAGGCAACACUGGCCAAUGCCAAAGCGAAGGGACCGAAGGCUGUUCGCACUAAUAUGGGUCCCCUCAUUCAGAAGCAAAAUCGACAAGCUGAAACUGGUAGCGUGUUCGGGAUGUUUGGACAGACAGAGUUGAAAGCUCCAUCUGCCUCUUCUACGACAGCAAGGGGUGCAGCCGCUGUGGCUAUGGAUGCUAACGCCGAAGCUGCUACUGUAGACGCUCUGGGCAUUAUCGCAGCUCCCAUGCAGAAUGCAUCCACCACCGUGUUGACAAACGGCAAGGUGGACCGUGGCUUAACUCGGUUGGUGGAGGACAAAAUCUAUGGCUACAGACGAACUGUGGCGGGUCAGUUCCAGUAUGAGACUUCCCUGAUGGGAGAUGGUGCUAUUCAGUUUCGGGAUGGAGUGAGGCUUGGGAAUCCUUUGCCUUUAAAUACAGACCGCAUGACGUACUUUGCCAAAAAGGAACUGCAACACGGACGAGUGGAGGAGGCGAAAGAACUUUACGAGACGGCUGUCAAGACGGAUCCGCGUGAUGGUCGGGCCUACCUGGGACUGUCUCGAUGCGCCGAACGACGACGUGACUUUAAGCUAGCCCGAGACUGGUUGCGGGCUGGCAUUCAAAACUCGGCGGCAAAACCAGCUAGCUCCAAUACACCACCGGAUCAGGGAGGCAACCCGUUUCUGUUGCAGGCAUUAGGCCGUAUGGAAGAAAAGCGCGGGCACUUGGCCGAGGCAGAGUCUCUGUAUGUUCAGGCAGCAAGGUCUCGACCAUCGCAUGCGGCAGCGUGGGUUUCUCUGGCGCAACUUCGAACACGCAAGCUGGGACAAACCAUAGCUUCGGGUCGGGUUUGCUACGAAACCGCAGAGAGAGAAUUGGAAAGGGCUGGCCUGCCACAAAACUCUCAUGUGUACACGGCGUGGGCAGCCCUGGAAUACCACGGUGCCGGAGAUGUGCGUCGAGCACGACAACUGUUCCAGUCAGCCCUGAAAGUUGACCCCAAGUGCUCUGCGGCUUGGCUGCAGCUUGGAGUGAUGGAGGCUGAUAACGAAAACUGGGACGCAGCAGAAGAGGGUUUUGAGAAAGUGUUGAAGUUUGAUAAGCGCAACACUCGUGUCAUGCAGGCGUACGCUCUCAUGGAAACUCGUCGGCCAGAAGGCAGCAGUCGCAAGGCCAUCGACCUGUUUGAACGGGCCCUCAAAGUGAACCCUCGCGAUGCAGGUGUCCUUCAGCCAUAUGCUUUGUACGUGGCGGAACUCGGUGACCUAGAAGCCGCCAGAGAGCUGUUCCGACGUGGCACUGAAGUCAAAAAGCGCCAUGCUCCAGUCUGGCAGGCAUGGGGUGUCCUUGAGAUGCGUCACGGACACCCCGAGGAAGCCCGAAAGAUUUUCCAACAGGGUAUUUGGGCAUGUGCCCAGCUGGCUGGAAACCAAUCGGGAGGCUACCACUGCGCACGGCUCUGGCAAGCCUGGGGAGUGUUGGAGGCCCGAGAGGGCGACUACCCAGCCGCCAGACGUUGCUUCAGCCGUGCCUUGGAUGCGGAUAGUCGCAACGUGGCCACUGUCACAGCAUGGACCAACAUGGAAGAAGAGUUGGGCAACAUUGAUGAUGCCAGGGCUCUCCUGGAACGAUCACUCAAAAACUACGCCCCUGGUUGCGACGCCAAGACGACUUUGUGGCGCGCUUAUGAACUGAUGGAGCAACGGUCUGGCAAUGUCGAAGCUGCUCAAAAUGUCUACCAACGAUCCAUGCGAGAGAGCUUCAACGUGCAAGAUGACAAUUCCUUUGUCAUUGACGAAAAGAAGAGGGGUGAAGCUCCUCGCGCAACAAAGGGCCCGGAAACGGCCAGGAGGAAAAAUGAGGAAGAAGUAGAAGUCAGUCGUUGGGACGAGUUGUCUUCCAUGGGAGGAGGAGAAGUUUGGAUGAACAAUGGCGUCGAUACUACAAAAAAGGCGAGAAAUUUUCAAUGA